AUGUCUUCCUCUGCACUCCUCCCUCUCCUCAAUGGCACCCGCCACCUGUCCCCUCUUGCUCUCCCGGUGCCAGAACCCUUCUCCCAUCUCCCCAUGACCGACAUCCACAACGCCCUUCCUUACCCCUACGCCGACCCAUUCCCCGGAAACCGGCUCCCUCCUAUCCCUGUCUUCGACGACGCAGGUCGACCCAUCUCUCGACCCAGCAGCCCACCAUACAAUCCGGAACAGGCAGCCAGGGAACACGAGGUCCAUCAUUCGACGCCCGUGUCACCGCCACGAACGAUCAACGGCUGGCCACUGGAUGGCGUCCGCGCUGCUGAACGAACCUGGCCCCCUCUCCGCGACCCUUCACCCUCUCCCCCUCCUCUUGUUCUAUCGCCACCUGCCACCGACACACGACUCUGCUGGGAGUGCAACCGACCGGGACACCUCAUCGCAAAUUGUCCCAUCACACGCAUUCGUCGCCGCACUGACCUCACUGCCCGGAACUUCAUACGGGACUACGAAGCGUACGGCGAGGUAGUUGAACUCCUCUCGACGCAGCUAGAGCAUGUGGCGGAGAAUUAUAGGUAUUAUUGGCACAUUCGGGACAGGAUGAUCGAUGACGCCCGCUGGGAAGGACAUCCGACACGUCAUACCCCCGUCAUGGAUCCCCGCACUUUCAUGGCUCUCCCCAUCCGCGAUCCUGAUGCCGUCAUGAGCCAACGACGAGUGUAA
Heterobasidion irregulare TC 32-1 is the source of this 720-nucleotide messenger RNA. RefSeq lists its product as uncharacterized. Bases 1 to 720 code for a protein of 239 amino acids. NCBI's taxonomy places the organism in Eukaryota, Fungi, Basidiomycota, Agaricomycetes, Russulales, Bondarzewiaceae. The transcript has a single exon. Gene Ontology annotation, molecular function: zinc ion binding; nucleic acid binding. The record is from RefSeq and is a predicted model, not a curated record.